Wasmannia auropunctata (little fire ant) is the source of this 688-nucleotide messenger RNA. RefSeq names its product NADH-ubiquinone oxidoreductase 20 kDa subunit-like. The record is from RefSeq and is a predicted model, not a curated record. The transcript has 2 exons. The annotation marks the transcript as partial. Gene Ontology annotation, molecular function: quinone binding; NADH dehydrogenase (ubiquinone) activity; 4 iron, 4 sulfur cluster binding. Lineage: Eukaryota; Metazoa; Arthropoda; Insecta; Hymenoptera; Formicidae. Gene Ontology annotation, biological process: mitochondrial respiratory chain complex I assembly; electron transport coupled proton transport; aerobic respiration.
CGCAUGUCUCUCAAUCGUAAACCGGCGCAUGCGCCCGCAUAACCUGCGAUGUAGCAGCAAGUCCGUGACGUGAGGUCGAAAAUGUUUCGUUCUAUUACACAUAACGUCCCUCAGGGACUGGUGUCCCUGGCGCGUAAUAAUGUAGCGGCGUCGGGACCCGCUGCUGCUGCUGCUACAUUGAAGGUUCAGACUAAACACAUGGCCAAGCAGGCCACGGAGUCGUCCGUGCAGGAGGCGAAGGCGCCGCUGCCGGAGAAACAGAAGGUCGAGCCGUACAGCCCGUUCCAACAGCCCAGUAACAUGGCAGAGUACGCCCUGGCCCGAAUGGACGACAUACUCAACUGGGGACGCAAAGGAUCGCUGUGGCCGAUGACCUUCGGUUUAGCCUGCUGCGCCGUGGAGAUGAUGCACAUCGCCGCGCCUAGAUACGACAUGGACAGAUUCGGCGUGGUGUUCCGCGCCUCGCCCCGACAGUCGGAUGUCAUCAUCGUCGCCGGCACUUUAACGAAUAAGAUGGCACCUGCCUUGAGGAAGAUCUACGAUCAGAUGCCUGAGCCCCGAUGGGUCAUCUCCAUGGGAAGCUGCGCGAACGGAGGCGGAUAUUAUCAUUAUAGCUAUUCUGUGGUCAGAGGUUGCGACAGGAUAAUACCUGUGGACAUUUACGUGCCUGGUAAAUUUGCAAUUAUUU